ACCAACAAAUUUUGUUCCGAUACCGACUUGCAACAGCUGCAAUUUAUUAGCUUAAUUUUUCAUUUGAAGAGUAAUUUAAAACCAUCAACUUAAUUCAAAUAAAAGAAUCGCAAAAAUGAUGAGUGAGCUAUCGCGCGGUUUCCGCGAAGAUUGUUACGACUUCCUGGCCGAGUUUACUCGCCACGAUUCUAUAGAGUUUCGCCAUUUCUGCUACGAGUGGAAGCGAACCAAUUUCCAGUUUGUGUUCUUUGGACGGAACACCGACGUGGAGAUGGUAGCCUUCGUGACCGAGGCAUUGGCCAUUGUAAAAAAGAUUUUCAUGAACACGAGGAAGCCGCUGGAGAAAAUUGGGGCCUUCUAUCUGCUGUACGCUCUGUACUUCAAACAACCUCCCGAGCAUUUCUGCAAAAUUCGGGUAACCAUGGCGGAUUGGGCAGAAUUUAAGCGAUUCGCGCAAGAACCCACCUUCGAGCACCAUUCGCCGGAAAUUGCGGCCAUUUUUUGGAAGAUGUUCAUCGGAGAUGCUUUCCGGUUCGUGCAGGACGAGUUCGAGUAUGGGUACGAUACGUUUUUCGUGAGGGGAGAUCAGUCUGGUCAAUUCGACGAUAAGGCGCGGGAAUCGUUCAAGGUGGUGCGACAAGCGGAGAAGGAAUUUCUGGCGAUGAAGGCCAACACGGGGUUGUAUACGGCACUGGAUGCACUGGAGAUGGGGUACAACGAGAUGAAGGAAUCUUUGGAGGAAACCGAACCGUCCGGUAGCUCCGGUGACAAAAUCCCCCAAUCGAAUCUGAUGCAGAGCCUGCACCGAGACCUGGACGUGCUGAUUGCGAUCCUCAACACCUCGAACGAGCCUCGACCGGAGGAUGAUCCCGCGUACGAUCCCAUGGCAACAUCCAGCGAAGACAUCGGUGCCAAGCGGUCUACCUUGAAGGACAGAGCCUUCCGGAAAAAGGUUCAUCGCAAAGAUCUUCAGAUAGCCUCCGCAGCCACUCAGGACGCCGGGGUCGGUUCUUCGACAUCUCCCGGUGGCAACCGGCUGCGGAGACCACGUGCCACCAAAAAGCGCGACAUGAAUUCGUCCGUGAUGACCGAUGAUGCGAUCCUCGAACCGAUGAGCACCGACGAUGACGAACCGCCGGUCUAACGGGGGGCCUGCGCUGAUGGUAGGUAUAGUGUUCCAGUGUGUCGAGGAUGAUGCAACGUGGAUCUUCUACUCGAACCGAGUGUGAGAUUGUUGGGUUGGAUACGUAUAAAAAUUUGCACACGCGCGAGGCAGAUUGAGUGUGCUAUUUAUGAAGUGUGAUAAUUCGGAUGUUGCGAUUUGUGCGAUCUGGGAACACAAUUCGCGCCACUUGUUUUUCUUGGGAAACGUUUUAUUCUCGCUUGCUCACGCGACUUACAGUGUGGGUGGAUGGAGUGUAAGAAGGUGCUGCUGCAUCGGCGCUGGUUCGUGGAAAAAGAAUCUGUCUCAGACGGCAAAUGUGAUAAUUAGGAUGAUAAUUUUAUAGGUUCUGCUAACUUGAGCGUAUGGCGACGUAAAGUUGAAUAAAUUAUUGAUUGAAGGUAA
Molecule: messenger RNA, 1567 nt
Organism: Aedes aegypti (yellow fever mosquito)
Lineage: Eukaryota; Metazoa; Arthropoda; Insecta; Diptera; Culicidae
Gene: Pbp45
Exons: 4
Coding region: 116-1144 (342 amino acids)
Biological process (GO): snRNA transcription by RNA polymerase III; snRNA transcription by RNA polymerase II
Cellular component (GO): snRNA-activating protein complex
Molecular function (GO): sequence-specific DNA binding
Source: RefSeq, a predicted model, not a curated record